CCUCUUGGCUGGAUGCCAUGCUAAAGUGAAAGCGAAAGAAGUGAAAGAGCAAAUGAAGAGAGCCAGGCCUCACAAUCUCAGGGCCUCGGCUCUAACGGAGUGGGCACAGAAGGACGCAUUUGAAGAACCCUGAUAUGCCACAAAGAUGUAGGAAUCUGCUGAUAUGUGAUAUCUGAGUGAAGAAAGUGAGAACAGUCAUUUCCCAUGAACAACUCCAGCCUCUUCCUUAAUUUGCCAUCAUGAAGACCCAGAAAGGAUGGAGCUGCUUUGUGUUUGUGUUGCUCCAUGUGGCACACGUCGCCUGGACACAAAAGUUUCAAGUUAUUGGAGCCCCUAAUGCUGUUUCUGCUCUUCUUGGUGAAGAUGUGACUCUGCCAGCCUCACUGUCACCAGCUCUCGAUGCUCAGGGCUUUGACCGUGAGGUGGACUCGAGGUGAUUUCUUCACACCGGUGUUGUUAUACCGGAAUUCUGAAAUUAUAACUCAUAAUCAAAUUGAAGCCUAUAAGGGAAGGACUGCACUUUUCCCAGAAGAGCUCGUGAAUGGAAACGUGUCUCUACGACUGCAGGAUGUCCGUGUUUCUGAUGGUGGCCUCUACACAUGUGCUGUGUAUUCUGGACAGUGGGAAGAAGAGACUCACUUCACUCUGAAUGUAGAAGUUGUGGGCACUCAACCUUCUAUUUCUAUCAGCUCUACAAAGGACCAGCAGACCAGACUGGAGUGCAGCUCUGAGAAGUGGAGCUCUCAACCUAAAGUGACCUGGAGAGACAUGAAUGGCGUAGAUGUGACGUCAGUAUCCACUUUAACAUUACAACAGGAUGAUGAGGGUCUCCUCAGGGUGGGCAGCGUCAUCCCCAUCAAGUGGGAGUUCAACGUGUUCUCCUGUCUGAUGAGAAGUAACACAACCAGACCGACCUAUCAGUCCAAAAUGGGGGUCUAUGUUUUCUCCCCAAAUGUCUCUGGCUGGUCUGUGGUUUUCUGGGUGUCGUUGGCUCUUUGUGUGGCAGGAACCACACUGCUGAUAUUGAAAUGGAGAAAAAUGAGAGAUAAAUCUGCAAGAUAUAACACCAAAGUUCAUUUCUUUCGUGUCUGGAACCUGCUCAAGGAAACAGAGAUGACACAGCAUCCAGGUUUGAUUCUGAAGUUUUCUAAAAUUAUUAAAGAAUUCCCUCCUGAAGAUCUCACCAAGAUUACUGAGCACUACAAGCCCCAGCUGGCCUAUGUGAUGAACUUGGAUAUCAGCAGUGUCCUGCAGAGCCUGGUCACCAAGCAGAUCCUCACAAAUGAGGAGGCACAGAGAGUCAAAGCAAAAGAGAAGCACGAGGGGACAGCAGCUGUGGAGUCCUUCAUCGGUGAGGUGAUGAUGAAGGACAGAGCAGUGCUGGUCGGCCUGUGGGAGGCACUGGCUGAAGAGUUUGUGAGAUGUCCGUCACCAAACCUGAAAGGAAUUCUGGACAAGAUGACUGAGCAGGGACAAGACCUCUUGAUGGAGAUCCAGGCCAGUGCCAAGAGGCCUUUCCUUGAGCCUCAUAUUAAAGACCUCAGUGAGACACACAGAGCCGCUGUGUCUGAAUCCAUGGGACCUCUGGAUAAUCACCCUGCAUCUGGAGAUCCACUCACUAGAGCGGUGGGCCUUGAGACUCAAUACACAGAGCUGAUGGUCAUCAAACAGGACAUUAAAGAUGAACUGGUGAAGGCUGGGAAGACUCAGGAAAGACUUGAGGAAGAGGGAGCGACAAAGAACUGUGAGAGAAUCUGGACUGAGCAUCUGUUUAAGAGAAAUUCUGACAGUGUAAAUCCCUCCAACAUCAUAGUGGUCAGUGGGGUGGCAGGAAUAGGGAAGACCACCAUGGUACAGAAGAUCAUGUCUGAAUGGGCCAGAGGCACUCUAUACCAGAGGUUUGCUUUUGUCUUCAUGUUUAAAUUCAGGGAGCUCAAACUCCUGGACAAUGAGCCACAGAUGUCUCUGACCACACUGAUUGAAAGGCACUAUAAACAUCUCACUCAUGACAAACUAAUAGAAAUCCUGCAGAAACCUGAAUCUCUGCUCUUUAUACUUGAUGGACUGGAGGAAUAUAAACACAGACUGGACUUCACAGACAGUCAGCUCUGCUCAAAGCCAGAUGAGGAGGUGCCUGUCCACAUCCUGGUCACCAGUCUGGUAAGUCAGACAUUACUGAAGGGCUGCUCAGUCCUGAUUACAAGCAGACCACAAGCCCUGGAGUCUCUGGACAUGAAGAGAGUUGAUGGAUUUGUAGAAAUUGUAGGAUUCUUCCCUGAACAAAGACUGAUGUACUUUAAGAAGUUCUUUGGUGACGCUGAUGUGGGCACCAGGUCUUUUCAGUUCAUCGAAAAGAACACCAUCUUGUACUCCAUGUGCUUCAGCCCUUCAUAUUGCUGGAUUAUCUGCUCUGCACUGAAGAGCCACUUCACAAAAACUGAAGAAAAGCAAGGAGCUGCCCCAAGAACUGUCACCGAGACCUUUGUGAUGUUUCUUCACUACAUCCUGACCAAUCACAGGCAAGAAAGCAGUAAACAAAAAGGGAUUCUGAUCAGUCUGGGAAAGAUGGCUUAUUAUGGGGUGGAAAACAGGAUUCAGGUGUUUAAUGAGAAGCAGGAGAUGUCCACCUUUAGUCUUCAGCCAGUCCUGUCCUCUUCGUUCCUCUUGGGGUUCUUGCAGAAACAAAGCACUCUGGAGCACACAACAUACACUUUCUACCAUCUCACUCUACAAGAGUUUAUGGCCGCCUGCUCCUUUUACCUCGAUCCAUCAGAGAACAUCAAAGAGCUCCUGAAAAAGACAGACUCAUGUAAAGAUGGCCGAUUUGAGAUUGUCACUCGAUUCCUGGCAGGACUGGCUUGGUGUCCUGUGCUUAAACCAGUGGAGGGAAUCCUGGGGGAGUUUCAGGGGACAACCACACAGCGGAUACAGGAGUGGGUGAGGCAGAAGGCUAAACAGGCGCUGCGAGGGAGAGAUAAAAGUGAAGCUGUGCGAGUUUGUCACUGGCUCUGUGAGACUCAGAAUAAGGAGUUAAUCAGAAACACCAUUGGAGAAAAUCUAAAGAUGAACUUUAGUGGCAUGACUUUAUCUCCUCUCGACUGUGCUGUGCUGGCCUCUGUCAUCUGCUGCUGUGGAGAACUUCAAGAACUUGACCUGGCACGUACACCUCUGACCACAGAGUGCAUCAGAAGGCUGGCGCCGGCGCUCAGCUGCUGCAGUAAAGUCUGGUGA
Messenger RNA from Polypterus senegalus (gray bichir), 3231 nucleotides. RefSeq names its product NACHT, LRR and PYD domains-containing protein 3-like. The record is from RefSeq and is a predicted model, not a curated record. Bases 400 to 3231 code for a protein of 943 amino acids. Gene Ontology annotation, cellular component: cytoplasm. The transcript has 12 exons. Lineage: Eukaryota; Metazoa; Chordata; Cladistia; Polypteriformes; Polypteridae.